Cricetulus griseus (Chinese hamster) is the source of this 1644-nucleotide messenger RNA. The record is from RefSeq and is a predicted model, not a curated record. NCBI's taxonomy places the organism in Eukaryota, Metazoa, Chordata, Mammalia, Rodentia, Cricetidae.
CAGUUAUUGCCUGAUUCCUUCUCAGGCUAAAUAUAAGUGACCGCAGCGGGAGGCACCAGCUUUAUUCAUUCACUCCUGCUUCUGCUGGUGACGGUCCUGGCAGGUGCAGCUCAAGUCAUGGCUGCAGCCAGCCAGGAAUGGAACAAGAAUCCAUGAAGUGGGUUGCAGGCAUCAGGUUCCUUGUUUGGUCUAUGCUCACCUGGGUCCAGCCUGUUGGUGAGUGUGCACUUUCCCCAUCAGAUGCUGCUUCUCUUUGCUACAUCUUCACUGUUGGCAAGUCAGGGUCUGGACCAUGGUGGCACAAAGUCCAAGGCCAACUGAACGAAGAGACUUUUAUUAACUGUGACAGUAACAACAACUGCCAUGCCACUGGCCUUCUGGGGAAUAGACUGAUGGUCACAAAACUCUGGAAAACACAAGCUGAACCUCUGAAAGAUGGAAUUCACCUGUUGAAAGCAGAACUGAUUGACAUGACUAAUAAAACCAGAGGCACAGAGCCCCUCACUCUGCAGGCCAGGAUGUGUUGUUGUUAUGAAGAUGGACAUUUCGAUGGAUUCUGGAACAUUGGCCUCAAUGGACACAAAAUAUUGCACUUUGACUUAAGCACUGGAAAAUUGACUAAAGCAGCUGAAGGCAGCAAGAAAAGAUUGACCAGCAGCGAUGUAACAGACUUCUUUUACAUGACUUCACAUGGGGACUGCAGGUCCUGGCUUAAGGAGUUCAAGUCACACUGGGAAGAAAAGCUGGAGCCUAUAGCCUCACCAAAUGGUAUGCCAGUUGUGAACCAGCUGCCUUUGUCCCUGGCCAUCAAGCCCAACAUCUCUGUCCUGCUCAUAUUCAUCACCUGCUCCCUCCUGCUGCUUAUGUGAGGAGAAUCCUUGACAGUGAAGGCUGAAGAUGCUCCAGAGAAGGCCGGGGGAGCUCAUCUGGUGCCACCCAUCUUCCUUUCCAUCAGCCUCAACCAGAUGAAUCUUGAUGCUGCCAACAUAGUAUUUCAUGUUCUUUCACUCUGUGCUAGUCGUUUGGGUGUCUUAGCACCUUGUGCUGUUUCCUUGGUUCUCCCUGGUGGGAUUUGCCCUGCAUGAAACUACUUUAAUUAGAGAUCCGGGAAAGAACAUGAUCAUGUACCCAUAGAGAACAGUAUAAACAGAUCUCCGUAGUAUGACUGUGAAGCUAUUGCUACUAUGCAUAUAAAUGAAAAUAAUCAAAUAUCUCAGGUAUCACUAAAGGAAACUUAUAACAACUAGUCAUAAAAAAUGGAGAUUGAGGGCCAGUUGUUUCACAGAAAUCAUUGGUAACUGUAACAGGGCCCCAGACCUCAGCACAGAUGACUCCAUGAUGGAAGCUCCAUUCAGGCUGUAAAACUCAGCACAUACACAGCACCUUCUUCCAAAACUAAAACAAAGACCUAAUCCAUCCAAGUGCAUGGUUAAGGCCAAGUCUCUGAAUGUGCUAACCUUGCUUUUUAGCUUCUGUUGUUCUGCUUCUGGCUAACUAUUCUUGUCAACUGAAAUUUGUUCAUCAACAACAUGAGUUUUGUACUUAAAUGCUCUGCCUGAGAAAGGCUUGGUGCUGCACUGGGAUCCCUAACAGCCAGUGCAGUUGCUGACCAGCUAAUAAAGAGUUUCUAUUGACUUAAAUUGA